CAUUACACAACAAGAAAGCUUUAACUAAAUUCUGCAAGAUAACUGUUAUUUUUCUCGACAACCCCCACCCACCCCCGAACAAUGGAGCUCCGAUGCAUGCAGGCUCCAACAGUGAGCAGCAUUCCUCGAAGCGUGCUGUUAGAGAAGCCCUUUUCAUUUGGGCAUACCAUUGUCAAGUUUCCCUGUUGUAAUAACAGAAGCUUCUCCCCAUUUGCUGCCAGGCGGCUUAAAUUUCUUGAUUUCAGAGCUCGAAAAUCAGAAACCUCCAAAAUCAAAUCACAGGCACAAGAUGCUGCUACUGCUUCAAGCAACGGUACCCAAAAAGACGAGAAUCUCGUCUUUGUUGCUGGAGCUACCGGCAAAGUCGGAUCACGAACCGUGAGGGAGCUUUUAAAAUUAGGGUUUAAAGUUCGAGCUGGUGUUCGGAGUAUUCAACGAGCCGAAUCCCUUGUGCAAAGUGUUCAGAACAUGAAGCUUGAAGAUUUGACCGGAGGCGCUCAAUCUACAGAUAAGUUUGAACUCGUCGAGUGUGACCUGGAGAAUUUGGAUCGGAUAAAACCAGCCCUGGGAAAUUCUUCGAUUGUCAUAUGCUGCAUUGGUGCUAGUGAGAAGGAGAUCUUCGAUAUUAGUGGACCCUACCGAAUUGAUUUUCAGGCAACCAAAAACCUAAUCGAUGCAGCAACUUCGGCGAAAGUCGAACAUUUCAUUUUGCUCACAUCUUUGGGAACAAAUAAAAUUGGAUUUCCUGCUGCUAUCUUGAAUUUGUUCUGGGGAGUGCUUAUAUGGAAAAGAAAAGCAGAGGAAGCACUUCUUGCAAGCGGUCUUCCUUAUACAAUAGUGAGGCCUGGUGGGAUGGAGCGGCCGACGGAUUCUUACAAGGAAACGCAUAACAUUACAUUAUCGGAAGAGGAUACUUUGUUUGGCGGUCAAGUUUCGAAUCUGCAGGUAGCGGAAUUAAUGGCGUUCAUGGCAAAAAACCGAAGCCUUUCGUACUGUAAAGUUGUGGAAGUAAUUGCGGAAACUACGGCUCCUUUGACUCCUGCAGGAGAGCUUCUGAAAACGAUACCUUCUCAGAGAGAACAAGUUUACACUUUCAAGGAAUCAGAUGCCGCAGAAGUAUCGAAGCCUAUUGCUCCAGACAGCAAAGAAGAACCCGAGCAAGUAAAAAAACCCGAGCAAGUUAAAAAACCCGAAACAACAUCAUCUUCAUCCCCGUAUUCUGCAUAUGAAGAUUUAAAGCCACCAACUUCUCCGACUCCGACACCGAGUACGGGUUCCGAUUCAACCAUAGUUAGUAAAACAGAGAUCGCGCCUAGUGAAACAAUUUCCACCUCUUCGUCUAUUGAAGUCGAUUCUUCGGAAACAGCAACUAUUUCGAUCAACGAUGUAAUUCCUCAGAUUCCACCAAAGAAAACGAAUCCCUCUUCUCCAUACAUUAACUACGAGGAUUUAAAGCCGCCAACUUCUCCAACUCCAACUCCGAGCAUUAGUCCUUCUUCGAAAGAAGCUACUAAUAUAAACAUCACACUGUCUGAAAAUAGUUCCACCUCGUCAUCUGCUGAAGUCGAUUCUUUGAAAAAGCCGAUUAUUGCCAUUAAGGAAGAUGUAAAACUCGAGUCCUCACCAAAGAAAGCACAUGCUUCAUCACCAUACAUUAAUUACGAAGACCUGAAACCACCUACCUCACCUACGCCAACAGCCAGUGGUUCCAAAAAAGAACCUUCUAUUACCGAAGCUUCUACGCAAGAAGUGUCGUUAACGAGUGAUGAGAGUACAGAUUCCGAGAAAAACGAGACAAUAAGUGUAGCAGCUUCUGUUCAAUCUCCGUAUCUCGCAUACGAUGACCUCAAACCACCGUCAUCACCAUCGCCUAGUGUGCCAGCUUUUUCCGAAGACGAUAAACCCGAAAAUCCGGUUACGGAGGAACCAAAGUCGACACCCCUUUCACCUUACACUAUGUAUGAAGAUUUGAAGCCACCGAGUUCUCCCGUUUUUUCUCAGAAAUAGGUUUGAAUUCGAAGAAUAAUGAUGUUUAAAGAGACGAAGCAGUUCAGAGUACGGGCGGCUGGAGUUUUUGGGGUAUAAUAUAUGUGAUUGCACUAUUUUGUGAUUCUUCGUUUCAUCGUAUUUGACGAUUGUGUUUCGCAUUCAUUUGCUGUAAAAAAAAAAGUUUUUGUAUUUUGACUUGGAAUGUUUUUUGUUCAAAAAUAAGAAAUAUAUGUUCGUAAUAAAUAAGGGUGGCUUGAGUUCGAGCUUGAAAAACUCGAGUUCAUUGCAGCAGAA
Messenger RNA from Erythranthe guttata (spotted monkey flower), 2283 nucleotides. It is a transcript of the gene TIC62, whose product is annotated as NAD(P)-binding Rossmann-fold superfamily protein. NCBI's taxonomy places the organism in Eukaryota, Viridiplantae, Streptophyta, Magnoliopsida, Lamiales, Phrymaceae. The record is from RefSeq and is a predicted model, not a curated record.